AGUGAUGGACAAAGGAAGAGGUGCACGAGGAGAAGAGAGCACAUCGUCCUCACGCCCCUCUCCUAAAGUGAUCCCGAGACCUCCCAACCCUCCAGCCUCUCAACCCCUAAGUCCAGGCGUCAGUACAGUUCCCCCUCCCCCUAACCCCUCCUCCGAUUCAGAGCUCCACCCCUAUUCUCUCCCUUCAUACUGUGAUUUGCUCUUUACCGCCUUGCGAGGCCUACAGGGGGAGGGGCUUCUGACGGACUGUGACCUGCAGCUCCAUGGCAACCCCUUCAGAUUCCACUGGGUGGUGCUGGCAGCUGGCAGUGAAAGGGUGGAGGCAUGGCUUCGAGCAGGAAAGGCGGGACUAAACGAGGCCCUGCGACAGCUGUCCGAGGGUCAUGUGACCGCGCCAGGACUUGGAGCUGUGCUGGAUUUCGCUUACGCCGGAGAGAUGGUUGGGACACCCCCUGACACUGGGGCACUGGAAGAUGUGAUGUCUGCUUGCAGAUAUCUAGGUGUUCCACGGUUAGCACAGGUGUGUAGGGGAGAUGGCGCCCCCUGUGUUGGCCCGAAGGAGAGAGAGCAGAGCCUGAAGGUCCUCCGGAGAUUGUGGGUGCACAGAGUAGGCUGUGACGUCCUCAUUCAAACCGAGAAUGGAGAGAGGUUUUCCAGGUAG
Molecule: messenger RNA, 661 nt
Organism: Clupea harengus (Atlantic herring)
Lineage: Eukaryota; Metazoa; Chordata; Actinopteri; Clupeiformes; Clupeidae
Product: zinc finger and BTB domain-containing protein 3-like
Exons: 2
Coding region: 5-661 (218 amino acids)
Molecular function (GO): protein binding
Source: RefSeq, a predicted model, not a curated record